AUCUAGAAUUCUGAAUCUGAAUAUCUUCCCCCUCAUCCUCACCACCAACUUCCAACAUGCCCAAACUAAAGACUGGCAAGCGCAACACUGCCGCUGCUGGCACACCCUAUGAAAAAGCUGCUGCAUUGACCAAUUCAUUCAAGCACAAUAAAGAUUAUGGACAACAUAUUCUUAAAAAUCCUGGAGUGGCAGAAGCUAUCGUGAAGAAGGCGAACCUCAAACCCACGGAUACAGUACUCGAAGUCGGUCCAGGUACAGGAAAUUUGACUGUAAGGAUAUUGGAAAGCGCAAAGAAAGUCAUAGCCGUGGAAGUAGAUCCUAGAAUGGCUGCAGAAGUCACAAAGAGAGUGCAGGGGAAACCGGAACAGAAAAGAUUGGAAGUUCUCCUGGGCGAUGUCAUAAAGACAGAACUGCCACAUUUCGACGUGUGCAUAAGCAAUACUCCUUAUCAGGUAUGUCGCUCUCGAUUUUCUUCCUGUGCUUAUGGAUAAAAUUCUAAUGGUCGAACAGAUUUCGUCACCACUUGUCUUCAAACUGCUAUCCUUGCCAAACCCUCCCCGAUGUAGUGUUCUCAUGUUUCAACGCGAAUUCGCUCUCCGUCUUACUGCACGCCCCGGUGAUUCACUCUACUGUCGGUUGUCUGUCAAUGCGCAGUUCUUCGCCAAGAUCACACACAUAAUGAAGGUUGGUAAAAAUAACUUCAGGCCACCUCCACAGGUUGAAUCCUCUGUUGUGCGGAUCGAACCCAAAACAGGCAAAGAGCGUCCAGGGGUCAGUUGGGAAGAAUGGGAUGGCAUGUUGAGGAUAUGCUUCGUACGAAAGAAUAGAACUAUGAGGGCUAGUUGGUUGGGAAUGAAGCAAGUACUUGCGAUGUGUGAGAGAAACUACCGAGUUUAUUGUUCAACGAACAACAUUGCUCUCGAUGAAACUCCAGUUGAUGAAGAAGACGAGGAUAUGGAUCUGGAUCUGGAUGAUGCGCCAAUUGCUGAGGAAGGAGAAGAAGAGUGGGAAGGAAACAUGGAUACCGAUAAAGGCGAGGAUGAAGUGCCUUCUUUCUUCCAGGAACUUAAAGGAACCAACAAGCCUAAAACUAAAAGCAAAGUACCCAAAACCCGAGUGGCGGAACUCGUUCGAGAAAAAAUACGCAAAGUUUUGGAGGAUGUAACUGAGUUAGCGGAUACGCGUGCCGGGAAAUGCGAUGAGAACGACUUUCUCAGAUUGCUAUUUGCAUUCAACGAGGAAGGAUUGCAUUUCUCAUGAUUACGUUUAGAUAUUCUGGGUUGCGCGAAAUGGCGUUAUUUAUGUAUAUAGGCAUGGAGUUGGUUGAAGGUUUUUAAGGUUCACAUUUGAGUCCCUUCAAAGUUGGGAUUGCUGGAUUUAUGAUAAACUCUAUUUGGGCUGUCCUUGUUCCUGUAGGACUCUUGAUGGGACGAUAUGGUGUUUGGGUGAACUCUGCUUGGAGUAUCUUGGACUCUCAUCAUACUUUGGGAUGUGUCUACAAAUUUUACACAGUUAAGUUGAGGACAAGAAUGCACGGUGGUAAGAGAAUGAAAGUUGAAACAAAGUAUUGUU
Messenger RNA from Sclerotinia trifoliorum, 1572 nucleotides. NCBI's taxonomy places the organism in Eukaryota, Fungi, Ascomycota, Leotiomycetes, Helotiales, Sclerotiniaceae. The record is from the annotation of a GenBank genome assembly.